AUGUCUGAAGAAAAUUUCAAAUUAGUUUGUUUAGGUAAUCCAUUAUUAGAUUUACAAGCAAAUGUUGAUAAAUCAUAUUUAGAAAAAUAUAAUUUAAAAGAUAAUGAUGCUAUAUUAGCAGAACCUGAACAUUUACCUAUAUAUGAAGAAUUAUUAAAAAAUAAAGAUUUAAUAUUAGUUGCAGGUGGAGCAGCUCAAAAUACUGCAAGAGGUGCUCAAUAUAUUUUACCACCAAAAUCUGUUGUUUAUUUUGGUUCAGUUGGUAAUGAUGUUUAUGCAGAAAGAUUAAAUGAAGCUAAUUCAAAUUAUGGAUUAACUACAAAAUAUCAAAUUCAAAAUGAUUAUCAAACUGGUAAAUGUGCUGCAUUAAUUUAUGAUCAUCAUAGAUCUUUAGUUACUGAUUUAGCUGCUGCUAAUCAUUUUAAACCUGAACAUUUAAAAAAACCUGAAAAUUGGUCAAUUGUUGAAAAUGCUGAAGUUUAUUAUAUUGGUGGAUUUCAUUUAACUGUAUCACCAGAAGCUAUAAUUUUAUUAGGUAAAGAAGCUUCAAAAAAUAAUAAACCUUUAAUUUUAAAUUUUUCAGCACCUUUUAUUGCUCAAUUUUUUAAAGAUCAAUUAGAUUCAGUAUUGCCUUAUGUUGAUUAUGUUAUUGCAAAUGAAUCUGAAGCUGAAGCUUAUGCAGAAUCUCAUGGUUUAAAAAACACAAAAGAUUUAAAAGAAAUUGCAAAAUAUAUUGUUGAUUUACCAAAAGAAAAUUCCAAAAGAUCAAGAAUAGUUAUAUUCACUCAUGGAACAGAACCAACUAUUUCUGUAACUAAAAAUAACGGUGAAUUUGAAAUUGAAGAAUAUCCAGUAAAACCAUUAUCAAAUUCUCAAAUUGUUGAUACAAAUGGUGCAGGUGAUGCAUUUGCUGCUGGAUUUGUUGCUUCAUUAGUUGAAAAUAAAUCUUUAAAAGAUUCAAUUGAUGUUGGACAAUGGGCUGCUUCUUUAUCUAUUCAACAAGUUGGUCCUUCUUUCCCAUUUCCAAAACAAACUUAUAAAAAAGAUUAA
Molecule: messenger RNA, 1050 nt
Organism: Lodderomyces pseudojiufengensis
Lineage: Eukaryota; Fungi; Ascomycota; Pichiomycetes; Serinales; Debaryomycetaceae
Gene: ADO1
Product: adenosine kinase
Exons: 1
Coding region: 1-1050 (349 amino acids)
Biological process (GO): purine ribonucleoside salvage
Cellular component (GO): cytosol; nucleus
Molecular function (GO): adenosine kinase activity
Source: RefSeq, a predicted model, not a curated record